This is a messenger RNA of Hermetia illucens (black soldier fly), 2429 nucleotides long. Its product is annotated as arrestin domain-containing protein 3-like. Lineage: Eukaryota; Metazoa; Arthropoda; Insecta; Diptera; Stratiomyidae. The record is from RefSeq and is a predicted model, not a curated record. Bases 210 to 1589 code for a protein of 459 amino acids. Gene Ontology annotation, cellular component: cytoplasm. The transcript has 3 exons. Gene Ontology annotation, biological process: protein transport.
ACAGCUGAUCUCGGUAGUAUGGAGGUGUUAUGAGUGCGGCCCGAUUUCCUCCUUUUUCUCGUUAUUUAUUUUCGUUUAACGCGAACAAAUGCAGUUCCGGUGAAGGCUUUCGGCUAGAAAGACAGUAGUGGAUUAAAAUAAGAUAGAGUGCAAUCGAUGCACGAGUUUCAUUUAGUUGCCUAGCACAAUUCGUUCGCGGAGUGACAAAAAUGGACAGCGAAAAGUGCAAAAUAAAGUUGGAUAGUCCGGAGAAUGCAUACUACGCGGGACAGGAAAUCAAAGGGCAGCUCUCCAUUGUUCUGACGAAGAAGACGAAAAUCCGGGGUAUUUACUUCAAAAUCUACGGCUACGGAAAAUGCAGUUGGUGUGAAUUUCUUCAGCGGGAAUCUGAUCAAGCACCACGAGAAAAGGGUCAAUCUUCAUCACUUGUGUACUCCAGCAAGGAAGAUUACCUUUCCAAUAAGUCAUAUAUAGUAGGCUCAAAAUCUGGUCGUCCUAUCGAACUGGAUGUAGGAACUCAUACGUAUGAAUUUAGCUACACUCUAGAAAGAAAUUUACCGUCGACAUUCAAGGGCAAUUAUGGUUCAAUCAAAUACAAAAUGGAGUUUAUCGUGGAGAAAGCGUGGAAUUUCAACGAUAAAUAUGCAAUACCAAUUACCGUAAUUAAGUCACAGCCUCUUUCGCCGACAUUGAGCGAAAGACCUCUUCUUCGUCAGUUAACACGCAAUAUUGGAAUAUUCGGAGGUGGACCAGUUACUUUAGUGGCAGAAUUGCCUAGAGUUUGUGUGGUGCGCGGCAAUAAACUUACACUUCGCGUCACUGUUGACAAUUGUAGUAAUACUCAUGUAGACAAAUUGAAAUUCUCCAUAAGACAGUUGGUUUCAUAUAUCAGCCAACAGCCACUGCCACAAGUGAAACGUGAAGAAGUUAUAAAAAUUUUCAAAAAGGAAACGGGAGGCAUACAGAAGAAGUCAAGUCGUACCUUUGAGCAUGAACUUCAAAUGCCACUAUGCCAACCGAGUGAUAUUACCUGUAGUAACAUUAUAUCCAUUGCUUAUGAGUGUCACAUCGACGCCAUUCUUCCUGGAUUAUAUAAGAACAUGACACUGGCGCUUCCAUUCGAAGUUCGAUCCCAUGAAAACACUGCACCCACUGUUCCACAAGCCCCACAUAAUCCAAACGCUGUUGUCGGCUGGAUAACUUUAUUUCCUAGUCCAAAUUCAUCAGUGAAUUCACUGUCCAGCAUGGAUCAUUCCUCGCCCAGCCCACGCCAAUUUUCGGAGCUGCCUUGCCCUCAUUUUUCCGAACUACCCAGCCCACGAUUUUCCGUACUGCCGGGCACUUCGGGAAGUAGUUCAUAUUCAAAUAGUCCGACGGCGACGAACUCAUCGAAUAGGAGCAGUUUUCGAAACUCAUUUGCGUUCAGUAGUUUGCCUGGUUCCGCUCCCGCCAAUUUGCCAUCAACUUCAUCACGUUCCUAUCAUUUCGGGACGAGUGACUUACCGCCGCCUUCGUACGAGGAGUUGUUUGGAAGUUCGCCACAAUAUCCUGAGACCAAGCCUUCCACCUCAUCAGUUUCGAACAAUUAAGUGCAAUUGAGAAAAAUUUCACUUGCAUGCACUUUUUCGCUCGCAAUUUGCAACGCCAUAAAACACUCUCAACGCUUCACCUCUCAAUUCAUCAAUUUUCAAACUCAUAAUAUCGAAUUUAUCGCACAAGAGUUCAAUAAGAACUCCCGAAAACACAAACCCUAUUGAACGGAACACCAGCAGGACAACAAUUUCAACGAAACUCAAAACCACCAGAAGAUCAAAAAUAUCGUAACCGCAAUACAAAGACCAUAAUUUUGUAAAUAGAGUUUUUCUCGUUUUCGCUCAUCUCCACGAACAAAACAAAAAGAGAUUUUCAUUUUUACCUCGUCCCCAACAUCCUAGUUUUAACCACUUUUUUAAGACACGUUUUAUCGUAAUUUAUACGACUAUAACCAUAUUUCUUUAAGCGAUGUGACCCGUGCGAUAUUAUCUGUACAUGCGGCACAAAGUCCUUUCCUACAGUUGAUAUAAAAGAUAGUGUUAAAAUAGAUAAGUUUCGUUUUUUGUGAUGUUUACGACGUGUUAUGCAACGGAUCUCCCUCGAAAGGAAUGACUUAUUUCAGAGAAAUAUAGCAUUCGGUCACAUCCCAUAUAAACACAUUUAUUAUUUUUUUCGGGAGAUCUAUCUUCCCAAAUGUGAAAAAUAAAUAUUUUUGUAUAUUUUUCGUAUUUACAAACUUUUUUAAAAGAAUUUCUUAAUAUCACAAGAAAGUUUUUACCGCCAGCUAACGUGAUUAGUUGAAUAAAAGAAUUAGUGGUUCAAUUGAUUAGUUGAAAGAUUCGAUUGAAUUGUGAUUAUUUAUUGAUUGAAAUAUAAAUAAAGUAUAUAGAUAAUGA